AUGGCGGACGCGGGCGCGGGGAGCCUGCACGGGGGGGACGCGGCGCUGCCGUGCCCGCCCGAGGAGCAGGAGCUGAGCCAGCGCCUCCGCCGCCUCUACCCCGCCGUUAACCAGGAGGAGACGCCGCUGCCGCGGUCCUGGAGCCCCAAGGACAAGUACAACUACAUCGGCCUCUCGCAGGGCAACCUGCGCGUCCACUACAAAGGUCACGGUAAAAAUCACAAAGAUGCUGCCUCGGUCAGGGCUACGCACCCUAUACCUGCAGCCUGUGGCAUUUAUUACUUUGAAGUGAAGAUCGUCAGUAAAGGUAGAGAUGGGUACAUGGGAAUAGGACUUUCUGCUCAAGGGGUCAACAUGAACAGGCUUCCUGGAUGGGAUAAACAUUCGUAUGGGUACCACGGUGACGAUGGGCACUCCUUCUGUUCUUCGGGGACAGGACAGCCCUACGGUCCUACAUUCACCACUGGAGAUGUGAUCGGCUGCUGUGUUAACCUUAUCAACAAUACCUGCUUUUACACGAAAAACGGCCACAGUUUAGGUAUAGCCUUUACAGACCUCCCUUCAAAUCUCUACCCUACAGUGGGUCUCCAGACUCCAGGAGAGAUAGUCGAUGCCAACUUUGGGCAGCAGCCAUUUGUGUUCGACAUUGAGGACUACAUGAGGGAGUGGCGAGCGAAGAUUCAGAGCACCAUUAAGCGGUUUCCCAUAGGAGACAGACUAGGCGAGUGGCAAGCCAUGCUGCAGAAUAUGGUUUCGUCGUAUUUGGUUCAUCAUGGGUACUGUUCAACAGCGACUGCCUUUGCCAGAGUCACGGACACCACAAUCCAGGAAGAACAGACCUCAAUAAAGAAUAGACAAAGAAUACAGAAGCUAGUAUUAGCAGGCAGAGUGGGAGAGGCUAUAGAAGCCACCCAGCAGCUCUAUCCUGGCCUCCUAGAACAUAACCCCAACCUGCUCUUCAUGUUAAAGUGUCGGCAGUUUGUGGAGAUGGUGAAUGGGACAGACAGUGAAGUACGUUGUUUCAGUGCCCGCAGCCCCAGAUCCCAGGACAGUUACCCCGGGUCCCCCAGCUUAAGUCCUAGACAUGGAUCAAGCAACUCACACAUUCAUAGUACCGGAGCAGAUAGUCCAACCUGUAGCAAUGGAGUCAUGUCCACAAAAAGCAAACAGAGUCACAGUAAAUACCCAACACUGAGUUCAUCAUCUUCAUCUUCCUCCUCCUCCUCCCCCUCAUCUGUGAACUACUCUGAGUCCAAUUCUACAGAUUCUACCAAAUCUCAGCAGCACAGUAGUACGAGUAACCAAGAAACCAGUGACAGUGAGAUGGAAAUGGAGGCUGAGCAUUACCCUAAUGGAGUCCUGGAAAAUUCAUCCACCAGGAUAAUGAAUGGCACCUACAAACACGAAGAGAUCCUGCAGACGGAUGAAUCCAGCAUGGAAGACAGCUGCCCCCAGAGGCAGCUCUGUGGAGGGAACCAUGCUGCCACGGAGCGAAUGAUCCAGUUUGGACGGGAGCUGCAGAUGCUGAGCGAGCAGCUUUGCAGAGAAUAUGGGAAGAACACAAUGCACAAAAAGAUGCUUCAGGACGCAUUUAGCUUGUUAGCUUACUCAGACCCUUGGAACUGCCCCGUUGGUCAACAGCUGGACCCGAUCCAGAGGGAACCUGUGUGUGCUGCUCUUAAUAGUGCUAUAUUGGAAUCUCAGAACCUGCCAAAGCAGCCCCCGCUGAUGCUUGCCCUGGGCCAGGCCUCGGAGUGUUUGCGCCUCAUGGCUCGUGUGGGUUUGGGCUCCUGCUCCUUUGCCAGAGUAGACGACUAUUUGCACUAGCCACCAGAGCAAGAUGGAGUUGACAUCGUUGAGUGCUGCCCUUCACCCUCCGUUGCUGCCACUCUACACCACCACCUCGUUCGAUAGCCUGACCUCCCUGCCACCAACACCCCCUCUAGCGCACACACACACACUGCCUGUGAAAGGAUUGAGUGAGUCCCUCACUGUGUGGCUAUUCCUGACCCCAGGAAUGACUGGCAGAUCUUACCUGUCUCCCUGCCAUUGCUGCGGCUCCAGCGGCACUCAGUAUUUCGUUGGUUAUUCUAAUGUAGCGCCUUCCGAUGUAGGGAUUUCUCUUUAUUUUGAUUUGAGUUGUUUAUCAUGGAUCCACCAGUGUUUUAUCUGGAGAGUUUUGCUGAGCUGGUUUCUGCUGAUUUACUGAGGAAGCUCAUCAAGUUGGUAACAGCUUGUUCUUUUCUUACCUUCUCCCUCCAUCGUGCACAUACAGCAUCAUCUUCUGUGCUAGUUAUCUGAACUCUUCUCGCAGUGGCAGUUCAGAGGGAUAUUUUUUAUUUUAUUUGAAUCCUGUUUAUUAAAAAGGUCUCUUCCACCUCCACAAAGUCAUUGAUGUAUUUAUUGCCCACAGACUCGGUCCCAGCCAUACACAUCAUACAACCCUGCAGGAGACCUGGUGAGGUAGGUGCUGUCAUGCACCGAUGAUGGGAAUUGGAGGAGCUUGGUCCUUCA
Messenger RNA from Gavia stellata (red-throated loon), 2514 nucleotides. RefSeq names its product RAN binding protein 10 (gene RANBP10). The transcript is spliced from 14 exons. NCBI's taxonomy places the organism in Eukaryota, Metazoa, Chordata, Aves, Gaviiformes, Gaviidae. Gene Ontology annotation, biological process: cytoskeleton organization; cell surface receptor signaling pathway. Gene Ontology annotation, cellular component: cytoplasm. Gene Ontology annotation, molecular function: protein binding. The record is from RefSeq and is a predicted model, not a curated record. Bases 1 to 1827 code for a protein of 608 amino acids.